AGCCGGAGGGAAUGGUGGGGAAGCGUCGGCGGGAUAGCUGCGCAUGCGCCAAAGCAAAGGAGAACAUUUCCGUCGUCCUACGUGUGAUGGCGCUAGCGUCGUUGGAUUACGUGCGACAGAAGGAAUAAUCGACAGUAAUCGUCCGUCCGUCGAGGCGAGUACGCGUUAAGGACGAUGUCGGUCGUCGUGGUUACGAUCAGGCGACUGGCUGUUCGAGCUGGACGAGGACGUUCGCGGAGUACUUUGUUGAGGGUACUCGAGGAGGAAGAGGAUGCGUCUGUCGCUUAGCCUUGGGAUAGGGAGACCGUCAUAGAAGACGAGAGUACGUCAAACCCCUUCGCUCUAGUCUAUCUACGUGCUUCCGAACGGUGCAAAAGGAGUGUUAGAGAGAGAUAGAGAGAGAGAGAGAGAGAGAGAGAGAGAAAGAGAGAAAGAAAAAAGAGAGAGAAACUGACGGUGGAGGAAGCAAAAGUGAUAGAGAAGAAGGAGGAGGAGGAGAAGGAGGAGGAGAAGAAAAAAAAGAAGGAGGAGGAGGAGGAGCAAAUUGAGGAAGAGGGAAAGAGGAGUCAACUAGGAGACCGAAAGAGAAACGAUCCAUGCGCUCGGCGUAGCCAUGGCUUCGGUUAAGGUGGCUGUCAGGGUUCGACCCUUUAACAAAAGAGAGCUGGCCAUGAACGCGAAGAACAUCGUGCAGAUGGAUGGAAAGAGAACCCGCAUCUUUGGCACCAAGACACCGGGUACCUGCAAGGAAAUCGAUCGAGAGAAAUACAAGGACUUCACGUUCGAUCAUUCCUAUUGGUCCUUUGAUCUGACCGACGAGAAUUAUUCCUCCCAAGAAGAGGUUUUCUAUGAUCUUGGUACGGAUGUUAUAGAAAGUGCCUUCGAAGGUUAUAAUGCCUGCGUAUUUGCCUACGGCCAGACGGGAUCUGGGAAAACUUUUACAAUGAUGGGUACACCGGAGUCACAGGGUUUAAUACCGAGAAUUUGCAAGACAUUAUUCGCGAGGAUGGCCGCCGGCAAAGAAAGUGGAGCGUCUUAUAGGACGGAAGUGUCAUUUCUAGAAAUACAUAAUGAGAGAGUAAAGGAUUUAUUAAGGAUAGAUCAAACGCAAUCUCAUUCACUUAGAGUACGGGAACAUCCGAAGCGUGGCCCAUACGUUCAAGAUUUAUCGAGUCAUUUGGUCUAUGAUUAUUCGGAUAUACAGGAAUGCAUGGUCAGAGGUAAUACGCACAGGACUACAGCUAGCACAAAUAUGAAUGACGUUAGUAGCAGGAGUCACGCGAUAUUUACAAUAACUUUCGUACAAGCCGGAUUAUCGGAAGGCAAUAUGCCGUCGGAGACAGUUUCAAAGGUGCACCUUGUCGACUUGGCCGGAAGCGAACGUGCAAAUGCAACCGGAGCAACGGGACAACGACUGAAGGAGGGUGCACACAUAAAUAAAUCACUGGUGACAUUAGGAUCUGUGAUAUCGGCAUUGGCCGAAGUUAGCUCGUCGGGAGAUACGUCUUCCUCUAAACGUAAUGUCUUCAUACCGUAUCGCGAUAGCGUCCUAACAUGGUUAUUGAAGGAUUCUCUCGGUGGAAAUUCAAAGACUAUCAUGAUAGCUGCCAUCAGUCCGGCAGAUUGUAAUUAUGGGGAAACGUUGAGCACCUUAAGGUACGCUAACAGAGCGAAGAAUAUUAUCAAUAAACCUACAAUCAAUGAGGAUCCAAACGUUAAGUUGAUUAGAGAAUUAAGAGAGGAAAUACAAAAGUUGAAAUCUCUCAUCGGCAAGGAUAUGAGCAUAGAAAGACCGCCUCAGGUAUUGUUGGCACAAAUUCAUGAGAAACAAGAACAAGAAAAGGUAUUGACCGAGGAAUGGACGGAAAAAUGGCGCGAGACUCAACAAAUUCUUCAGGAACAGAAAGCCCUCGGUCUUCGUAAAAGCGGUGUCGGUGUUGUUCUCGAUUCUGAGAUGCCACAUCUAGUUGGUAUUGAUGACGAUCUACUUAGUACCGGCGUAACCCUUUAUCAUCUGAAAGAGGGAAAAACGUUAGUUGGAACCGAGGAGGCUGCUACCACGCAGGACAUUGUGUUGACCGGUCCGGACGUCGAAUCGGAACACUGCGUAGUGGAGCUGGACGGUGGUGUAGCUACCCUACACCCUCUUUCCCCGCACUGCUGGAUCAACACCGCCCAAGUUGAUAAACCAACGAGAUUGUCACAAGGUUGUAUCAUCCUAUUGGGUAGGAACAAUAUGUUCCGUUACAACGAUCCAGCGGAAGCGGCUAAGCUAAGGAAAGAGGGUGGUACAGGGAAUGGAAAUCUUCAAUCAACGGUGGUCAAUCUUUCAAGAUUGUCUCUCUUGAGUUGGAGCGUCUCGGAUCUUCACGCAUCUUCCUCGAGCGACAAUCUCUUGAAUUCUAGCGAGGAUCUUCGUGCCUUGGAGGAAUUGGAACAACAAAAGGCGGCUUUGAUUAAAGAGAAGGAAGAUUUCAAGAGAGAACAGGAAGAACGCGAGGAAAGAUGGGCAGCCAGGAGAGAAGCUCUUGAAGGUGCUCAACGUGAUUUAGAGAGGGAAUGGGGCGCACAAUGGAAGGAAUGGGCCGAUGCUAUUGCUAGUCUCGAAUCCAGGCAACGUGAACUACGUACGCGUCGUCAGAUCCUGGAACAAGAAAGGCGCGACGAAAUGACGCAAGUAGAAAGUUUGUGUAGGGAAGUCGCCUCUCUACGCACGACAUUGCAGUCCAAGCAUCGUCAGUUGCAAGAAUUUACGAAUAGUCACGAACGUUCGCAUAGAUUACAUCAUCGAUGGGAAAAGACGGACGAAGGUGGUGGUGGUAGCGAUGGAAGUUUGCCAGAAUCCUGGUCCAGUUUGAACGAUGAGAAAUGCGUCGAUGCCGUCAGAGAACUCGUUAAUCAUCAUAAAAAGGAAUUGGCCGUUCUGGAAACAGAACUUCAAAGCAAGAUGAAGUCUUUAAACGAGCAUCAGAGCAAAGUCGACAAAAUGGAAGAGGAAUUGAUGGAGAUAGCUAAGAAACAAAAGCAUAUGUAUAAUUUAGAACUCGAAGGUGAUGGAACUACGGAGAAGAAGGUGUUCUUAGCUAGAAGAUCUCAGGAACAAUUGGAAGAAAUAGUCCGACGAAAGCAGAGUCUAUCGUUGAACUUGAAACGAGCAUUACCGGCCUCACCUGGUGAAAAAUCAUCGAGCGGUGACGAGAUGAUAUCCGGUUGCGAAUUGAAAUCAUUUCAAGAUAGUUGCAAUAGAAAAUUACAAAUAGCUUCGACCCUUAGUAUUCUACCUCAGGAUAUUCCAAGUUCCGUAGACACAGCGGAAACAUUUCACACAGCCGCCGGUGAUUCUCCGGAGCCACGACUGAUAUUUCAUGAGAUCGACGAACAUAAUCAAGAGAAAUUGGAAAGAGAAAUGAGUGAUAAGGAAGCGAAGAAGAAGGAAGACGAUGAGGAGGAUGUCGACGAAGAAGAAGGUGAAGAGGAAGAGGAAGAAGAGGAGGAGGAAGAGGAAGAGGAGGAUGAAGAGGAAGAGGAGGAUGAAGAGGAACAGGAAGAAGAAUUGGCCAAUGGUGAAUGUGGUUCGACGAAUAAACUAUACUCGAACGUUAAAGUGAAAGAUGAAAUAGAAAUGAAAGAAGAAAAAUGUAAAAAGUCGAAGAAGGAAAUUGAAAGGAAGUCUUUCAAUGAGAGUACCAGUAAUAAUGAUAUUCAAAAGGACGACAAUGACACAUUGAAUACGCGUUCACUUACAAAUUCAACGAUGGAAAAUGACGAUGAGAUAUUGCAGGAUUCGUUGGAAUCUCCGAUUCAAUCGAAUCCAGCUAUGAAAAGAUUGAACCAAAGAAUAGCACGUCAGCGUAUGAUGGUUAUGAGAUGUUUAGAGGCGAGUACACCCUCGAAGGAAGAUCUUAAUCGUCAGAUAUCGAUCCUUCAAGAUCUUCAGAAGCAACAGAUCGAAUUGGAGGUAUCGUUGUUGGAAGAUGAACGUAAGAAUCCAAAAUCUCUCAUAAGUAAUGAGGAUAGAUUAAUAUCAACGAAUAAGGGCGCUGGUAAUGGCGGCGGUAAUGGCGCCGAUAAUGAUGACGACAAUGGAGACGGCGACGAUCGUACGCAAAUAGAUACCAAUUCAUAUCGCGACAUAACGUCUACGAAUAAUUCUGCGACCCUUUUAACCGUAGCCACAACCAGAUCUCAUCUAUUUAGAAACAAUAGGCCUAAUACCAACGAAGAAAAUGUUUCUUCCGAGUCAAUGGUCUCGAGAAUAUCUUCCGGACGUGGCUAUUCUACAGUCUAUCUAACCAGCCAAAAUCGUAGCGACCGUUUGAGCAGUCCUUAUUCUUUAACGAUUACGAGGUCUCUGCCAUCUUUAAUAGCGAACGAUGGUGACUGUGACAACGUGAUCAACAUGAUCAUCAGCGUACCUUCGUACGUAAUACGUGGAGCUGGUACUUACAGUCAUUAUGAAUACGAAGUACGAAUCGUAGCUCAAGAUGACACUUGGACGUUGCUAAGAAGAUAUAGAACCUUUCGAGAGUUGUAUAUUUCGAUGAGUAAGAAAUAUGGUUGUAAGGUAGCAGGAAUAUGUUUUCCUCCUCGACUUUUCUUUCCGAGAAACGAAGUGGUCGCACGGCAACGUAGAAAACAACUCGAGGAAUAUCUUAGACGAUUAAUUCAAGUCUGUUCGAAAUUGCCUCAGUGCAGACCAUUAUAUAAAUAUAAUGGCAAUCUAAGUAAUAUAGACAAGCAAUCCUUAUUGGAAUUUAGUUACUUUUUCAGACGAGGUACAUUCGAAAGCAGCAAAUACGGAACUAGUUAAAAAGUUUGUAGGGAAACACGCAAAACGUGCGUUGUUUAUCUCUUAUAUAAUUUUUCUUGUAUUUUUUAUAACGAUUUAUCUCAUCGCGAGACACGGACGAGGAUAUUUCGAAUAUAUCGAAGGAAAUAUUUUUCUCUGAACUCUACAUAUUUAAUGCAACGAGACCGAAAUAAAUAAAAGAUGGCAGCGAGAGAAGUGGAUGACGCUUAUGAACAGUUUAUUGGAUUGGAUUGGACAAAAGUUCUUAAACGAUUUUUAACGAUCAAUUACUCUUUUUCAAGAGGGUAAUAACAAUAACAAUAAUAAUAAUAAUAAUAAUAAUAAUAAUAAUUAUUAUUAUUAUUUUUUUUUUUUUUAAUUUUGCAAAUUGACAAAACCGCAAGCCUAAUUACAAACCUAAAUAGUCUCGAGAAGAAUAUUGCAUUUGAGAACGAUCAGGAUAUAGAGAGUCCUGUAUUUCGAACGAUUGAAUUUAUGAUUAACGAAUCGACGAUUUCAAAAAUAAAAAAGCGCAAUUGAAAGAUUAAAGAAUCACGAAGGACCGGGUGUAUUGACUCGAUUCCAACAGAAUUAAUUAAAUGGAUGAGAAGAAGUGAUGGGAAUAGAUCAAUAGAAGAAAUUAAUAAAUCAAUUAACUUGAUUUGGAAUAAAGAAGAAUUCCAAAGAAACAAUUAGGAAAGAUUCAAUUAUAAUUUUGAUUUUCAAAAAAAAAAAAAAAAAAAAAAAAAAAAAGAGAAAUUGAAAAUUGAGAUUUUGUCCAGGAACGGAGGAAUAUUGGUGGGAUUUGAUAUUUGCCGCAAUAAACUUUCGAGUUUCUAAUUUUCUUAUAAUAAUAGUAUUAAUAAUAAUAGUAAUAAUAAUAGUAAUAAUAAUAAUGAUAAUAAUGUGCAAGUCUAGUGAAAGAUUGAUUUAUAAAAUUAUCUAAGAACUUUUGGCCACCCUAUAUAUCGUUUACGAUAUAUCAAUGUGAUUGCGGGGAUGCAAAUAUUAAUGCGUGUGAUUGUUAUUUAGAUCAAUGCUCUCUGCUAUCGUUUGGAAAAAAAAUGAGAGAGAGAGAGAGAGAGAGAGAGAGAGAGAGAGAGAGAGAGAGAGGAGAGACAAAAAAGUAAAAAAAUUAAACGGUGUUUCAGUAUGGCAUAAAAAAAAAAAAAAAAAAAAAAGAGAUAUUUUACAGUAAAUACGUACAAUGCAUUAUUAGAAUAGAUAUAUUUAUAUUAUUAUUUAUAAUUACUUAUUACUAAAACUCUGUUGUUCUCAUCGGAUGAUAUUCAAGGAUAUAAUUGAAAACGCUUCUCCUUUUGCAUGAAUCUCAUUUUAUUUUAUUAAUUUAGUUAUAUUAAAAAAUUCAAUUUAUACACUUUCUCUAUCUGUUUCUUUUUUCUUUUUUUUUUCUUUUUUUUUUUUUCCUUUA
Molecule: messenger RNA, 6221 nt
Organism: Vespa velutina
Lineage: Eukaryota; Metazoa; Arthropoda; Insecta; Hymenoptera; Vespidae
Gene: Klp98A
Product: kinesin-like protein Klp98A
Exons: 16
Coding region: 614-4810 (1398 amino acids)
Biological process (GO): microtubule-based movement
Molecular function (GO): microtubule binding; phosphatidylinositol binding; ATP binding
Source: RefSeq, a predicted model, not a curated record